Molecule: messenger RNA, 1431 nt
Organism: Heterobilharzia americana
Lineage: Eukaryota; Metazoa; Platyhelminthes; Trematoda; Strigeidida; Schistosomatidae
Source: the annotation of a GenBank genome assembly
AUGCAGCGUCCUCCAACAAUUCCUAUUGUAAAUCGUAGUUCACUUACAUCUCGUCCUAGUGGAAAUAUACUAAAUUCAGUUACACCAUGUAAAGAGUAUUACACACAUGAUUUAAAUGGAAAAUUAAAAUAUUGUAUUGAAGUAGAUUUACAAGGCUAUCCUCAAGAAAGUAUCCAGAUCACUCGACAAUCACAAGAUGUGACAAUUUCGUUAAAUUAUGAAGAGAGAAAGGCAACUGGUGAAAAGUACAAGCAAGAAUUUAAACGCGAAAUUCAGUUUCCUCUAUCUGCCGAUUUGAAUACACUGAAAUGUACAAUUAUUAGUAAAAAUACUUUAUUGUUAGAGGCAGAUGUAAAUAAACCUGAAAAUUCAAUUUUAAAAGUUGCACAAGUGAGUCCAGUGACAAGACGUCAUAUUAACUGGGAAUUAUCUAACCCAUCUCAACGUAACUCCGUCUCUGAAUCACCAAAACUACGUACGUCAUUUUCAAAUGAAACGAAACAUCGAUAUCCUUCACUUCCAAAUUCACAAAUCGGUACGCAUAAAUCAUUUAGAUUGAAAGAACGCGGCUUAACUAGUCAACAUCAACGGAUUCCUCAUCGACGAUCACCAACCCAUUACACUGCCAAUUCCUUUUCACGUCAUGAAUCUCUACGCAUCCCUGUACGUGUUGAUAUUAAUCAUCAGCGGAUUGGUCAACCAAGUCCAACCAGUGUACAACCUAUUCGAGUUGAAGUUGUAAAUCAUUCACCUCAAUCAAAGCAGUACAACAGACCGCAUCAAUCCCAGUCACAGCCACAAUCACAGCAACACAACAAUCAUAGUUAUAACCGUCAGAGUGAGUACAAAAUGUCCAACAGUUCUACAAUCACUUCUCAACGUCCACUUCAAAUUAAUCCAGUAGCAAAUAUGCCUUCAGAUGAAAGUAUUCCUAAAUCUAGCACAACACUAUAUCAUCCACAUUCUCAUCAUCAUAAUGGCAACACAAAUAACGGUAACCAUAUUAAUUCUGUAAGUCUUCCAAUCAACCAUAUUGUUACUGCCAGUAACAAUAAUAAUAUCACUAGUAAUACUGUUCAUAACAAUACCAGUACUUUCGCUAAGUCUUCCAAAUUCUACACACAAAGUAUGAAAGUUGGCUCAGAUGUUAAACCAGACGAUUUAAAUAUUCACUUGAAAAAUGGUGUCUUAACAAUUAUGAUAAGACAACGAGGGAAAAAUUUUGAAAAUAAUCAACAAACAAAAAUUGCUCGAGAAUUUCUACACGAACAUACUAUGCCAAUAAAUGUUGACCAAAGUAAACUGAUUGCCAAAUUGGAUAAAGGUGUUCUAACAUGGGAAGCGCCGUAUACGAGUGCACAAAUUGAUCUACCAGAUUGCUUGAAUAUACCAAUGAAGGGUCAAACAUAUCCUGUUACAAUUAGUAGAUGA